AUGAGUGUCGACGCGUAUGGCCCCAGUUCACAAACGCUUACAUUCUUAGACACCGAAGAAGCAGAUCUAAUCGGUGCUGACACUCAAGGAUCAGAAUUUGAAUUCACCGAUUUCACUCUUCCAUCUCAGAGUCAAACACAAGCGUCUCAACACGAUCAUGGAUUAACAACAUCCAACCAAGUAAAUGGCUUGGGACGGGCGGAACUUAAUUCAAAAGUAUCAAGUGUUGCUAAUGCCAUUGCUGAGUUACAAUUUGAAGAAGAAGAUGAGGCAUUAUACAGUAGCAAAGAUCUACCUGAACACGCAUGCAAAUAUUGUGGAAUUCAUGAUCCUGCCACGGUUGUUAUGUGCAAUAUAUGUAAUAAAUGGUUUUGUAAUGGGCGUGGUAACACUUCUGGGUCCCACAUUAUCAAUCAUCUGGUUAGAGCUAAACACAAAGAAGCAGCCCUACAUAGAGAUGGACCCUUAGGAGAGACCCUACUGGAAUGUUAUUCUUGUGGUGCUAGAAAUGUAUUUGUGUUGGGUUUUAUACCAGCUAAGGCAGAUUCUGUUGUUGUUUUGCUUUGUCGGCAACCAUGUGCAGCUCAAAGUUCUCUUAAAGACAUGAAUUGGGAUCAAGAGCAAUGGAAACCAUUGAUUUCUGAUCGUGCGUUUUUAUCAUGGCUUGUGAAAGUACCAUCGGAAGCUGAGCAAAUGAGGGCUCGACAAGUAACACCACAACAAAUUGGUCGCCUAGAAGAGCUAUGGCGUGAUAAUGUAGAUGCCACUUUCCAAGAUCUUGAAAAACCUGGAGUAGAUGAAGAACCGCAUCAAGUGUUGUUGAGAUAUGAAGAUGGAUAUCAAUAUCAAAACAUAUUUGGUCCACUUGUAAAGCUAGAAGCAGACUAUGAUAAGAGGCUGAAAGAGUCUCAAACUCAAGAAGGUAUUGAAGUGCGUUGGGAUGUCGGUCUAAAUAAAAAAACUAUAGCAUAUUUCACACUUGCGAAGACCGAUAGUGAUAUGAAGCUCAUGCAUGGAGAUGAAUUGAGAUUAAGAUACGUAGGUGAGCUACACAAGGCGUGGUCUGGGGUCGGUCACGUGAUCAAGGUGCCGGACAACUAUGGUGACGAUGUUGGCUUAGAACUGAAAAGCGGGACCGGAGCACCCUUAGACUGCACGUCCAAUUUUGUGGUAGACUUUAUAUGGAAAAGCACCUCCUUUGAUAGAAUGCAAUUAGCCCUGCGUAAGUUCGCGGUGGACGAUUCCUCAGUGUCGGGCUACAUCUACCGCCGGCUCCUCGGACAUGAGGUGGAAGAAGUCCUGUUUCGCGUACACUUGCCGAAGCAUUUUAGUGCUCCCAAUUUGCCUGAUUUGAACAGAUCUCAGGUGUAUGCAGUUAAACAUGCAUUACAGCGUCCUCUGUCGCUUAUCCAAGGUCCGCCAGGAACAGGCAAAACUGUUACUUCAGCAACUAUUGUAUACCAGCUUGUACGUCAAAAUGGCGGACCAGUGCUCGUAUGCGCACCUUCAAACACUGCCGUCGACCAACUUACAGAGAAAAUACAUAGAACUGGACUUAAAGUAGUGCGUCUGUGCGCUAAAUCUAGGGAAGCAAUGGAAUCUUCAGUCUCAUUCUUGGCCCUACACGAACAAGCCCGAGCGUUAGGUUCGGCUGACAGUGAGUUGAGGAAGUUAACCAGAUUGAAGGAAGAAGCUGGAGAACUUUCAGCGGCAGAUGAAAGGAGAUACCGUGCGCUACGAAGAGCUGCGGAGAGACGGCUGUUGGAUGCGGCAGACGUAGUGUGCACCACGUGCGUGGGCGCGGGCGACCCCAGAGUGGCGAGGAUGAGAUUCCAAUCCAUACUAAUUGAUGAAGGCAUGCAGUCUACUGAACCGGAGUGUAUGGUCCCUGUGGUACUCGGUGCCAGACAGCUGAUUCUUGUGGGAGAUCAUUGCCAAUUAGGCCCGGUCGUGAUGUGCAAGAAAGCUGCCAAAGCUGGACUCAGCCAGAGUCUCUUCGAGAGACUCGUCGUUCUCGGGAUUCGUCCGUUCCGUUUAGAAGUACAGUACCGUAUGCACCCCGAACUGUCGCGUUUUCCAUCUGAUUUCUUUUAUGAAGGUUCUCUCCAAAAUGGAGUGAGUGCGGAAGAACGUCGCCUACACAAAAUCGAUUUUCCUUGGCCUAGACCAGAUCGCCCCAUGUUCUUUUACGUUACUCAAGGGCAAGAAGAGAUCGCCGGGUCGGGAACGUCGUACCUUAAUAGGACUGAAGCGGCCAAUGUAGAAAAGCUGACGACUCGCUUCUUAAAAGCUGGAGUACGUCCGGAACAAAUCGGCAUAAUAACACCUUACGAAGGUCAAAGGUCUUACCUAGUGCAGCAUAUGCAGUACCAGGGCAGCUUGCACGCGAAACUGUACCAAGAGAUCGAAGUAGCGAGCGUCGACGCUUUUCAAGGAAGAGAGAAAGAUAUCAUUAUAAUGUCAUGCGUCCGCUCCAACGAACAUCAGGGUAUCGGUUUCUUGAGCGAUCCGCGUCGUUUGAACGUCGCACUCACGCGCGCCAAGUACGGCCUGAUCGUCGUCGGCAACCCGAAGGUUCUCAGCAAACAGCCGCUGUGGAACCAUUUGCUCGCAUUUUACAAAGAGCGUAGAGUGCUCACAGAGGGGCCGCUGUCUAAUCUGAAAGAGUCGGCUAUUCAAUUCGCGAAACCUAAGAAAUUAGUAAACGCUCAAAAUCCCGGGUCGCACUUCAUGUCGACGUCUAUGUUCGACGCCAGAGAGGCGAUGGUCCCGGGGUCCGUCUACGACCGCGCGCGGCCGCUGCGCGACCCGCUGGCGUACGUGGGGCCCGAGCACGCCGCGCGCCUGCACGCGCCCGUGCCGCCCGCCGCCUUCGCCGCGCACCGCGCCCCGCCGCGCGCGCCGCCCGCCCAGCACCGGCACCAGAGGAGGCGCACGAGACUGUCGCAGGAACCGCUGUCGCAGCAACCGCACCUCUCGCUCUCGCAGGGAGCCUCCCAACCGGACUUCAGCCAGGAAUCUACGGUACAAGACUGUCCCUCGCAGCCCGACGGACUCCUAUCCCAGGACUCCACGUACCAAGGUGGAUUUCGCGGUCAGUAC
Molecule: messenger RNA, 3102 nt
Organism: Brenthis ino (lesser marbled fritillary)
Lineage: Eukaryota; Metazoa; Arthropoda; Insecta; Lepidoptera; Nymphalidae
Source: the annotation of a GenBank genome assembly